This is a messenger RNA of Vanessa atalanta (red admiral), 2740 nucleotides long. RefSeq names its product V-type proton ATPase 116 kDa subunit a 1 (gene Vha100-2). The record is from RefSeq and is a predicted model, not a curated record. Bases 109 to 2622 code for a protein of 837 amino acids. Lineage: Eukaryota; Metazoa; Arthropoda; Insecta; Lepidoptera; Nymphalidae. Gene Ontology annotation, biological process: proton transmembrane transport; vacuolar acidification. Gene Ontology annotation, molecular function: ATPase binding; proton-transporting ATPase activity, rotational mechanism. Gene Ontology annotation, cellular component: plasma membrane; vacuolar proton-transporting V-type ATPase complex; vacuolar proton-transporting V-type ATPase, V0 domain. The transcript is spliced from 15 exons.
UUAUUCAGUUUGUUCUCGCGCGACCGUCGCGUUAAACGUGUGCUGUGGUCUUAUUCUGGCGUUCAAAACACGAUAACUGAAGAACAAGGGGCAAUAUAGACCACCAAGAUGGGGGCAAUGUUCCGGAGCGAGGAGAUGGCGCUCUGCCAGCUCUUCAUACAACCAGAGGCGGCGUACACGUCUGUCUCGGAGCUCGGCGAAGCGGGUACCGUGCAGUUUAGAGAUUUAAAUCCCGACGUAAAUGCGUUCCAACGCAAGUUCGUCAACGAGGUGCGUCGUUGUGAUGAGAUGGAACGCAAAUUGCGUUACAUCGAGGUGGAGGUGCAUAAGGACAAGGUGCAUGUUCCAGCAGUCAAGGAUAUGCCGCGAGCGCCCAACCCUCGGGAGAUCAUUGAUCUUGAAGCGCACUUGGAAAAGACAGAAAAUGAAAUUCUUGAAUUGUCGCACAACGCCAUCAAUUUGAAACAGAAUUACUUAGAAUUGACCGAGCUUAAACAUGUCUUGGAAAAGACCGAAGCUUUCUUCGCUGCUCAAGAAGAAAUCGGAAUGGAUUCGCUUACAAAAUCACUGAUAUCCGACGAGACCGGUCAGCAGGCCGCCACGCGCGGCCGCCUCGGCUUCGUAGCCGGCGUGGUGCAGCGCGAGCGCGUGCCGGCCUUCGAGCGCAUGUUGUGGCGCAUCUCGAGAGGCAAUGUCUUCCUCCGUCGCGCUGAACUCGACAAACCGCUUGAAGAUCCCAACACGGGCAAUGAAAUUUACAAGACAGUGUUCGUGGCAUUCUUCCAAGGAGAACAACUCAAGUCCCGCAUCAAGAAAGUGUGCUCUGGUUUCCAUGCAUCAUUAUAUCCUUGCCCACCAUCCAAUGCGGAACGAUUGGAUAUGGUGAAAGGAGUUAGAACUCGUCUUGAAGAUCUUAAUAUGGUGCUGAACCAAACUCGUGACCACAGACAGCGCGUACUCGUCAGUGUUGCCAAAGAACUCGGCAGUUGGUCGAUCAUGGUGCGCAAGAUGAAAGCAAUCUACCACACACUGAACUUGUUCAAUAUGGACGUCACCAAGAAGUGUCUUAUUGGUGAAUGUUGGGUACCGACUGCUGAUCUACCCAACGUGCAGAAAGCUCUAGCUGAUGGAUCCAACGCCUGUGGCAGUUCCAUUCCAUCAUUCCUGAACUGUAUCGAAAGCGACGAAGAGCCGCCAACAUUUAACCGCACCAACCGAUUCACGCGUGGUUUCCAGAACCUUAUUGACGCUUACGGUGUUGCCUCUUACAGGGAAUGUAAUCCAGCACUCUACACCAUAAUUACUUUCCCAUUCCUCUUUGCCGUGAUGUUCGGAGAUUUGGGCCAUGGUUUGAUCAUGGCUAUGUUCGGAGCUUGGAUGGUUAUUAAGGAAGUUUCGCUCGCUGCAAAGAAAUCUAAUAACGAAAUUUGGAACAUUUUCUUCGCUGGUCGCUACAUCAUCUUACUCAUGGGCUGCUUUUCAAUGUACACCGGUCUCGUUUACAACGAUAUAUUCUCGAAAUCGAUGAACAUUUUCGGUACCUCUUGGAUUGUCCCGUAUGAUAACGAAACGCUUGAAGCAAAUGCCGCUUUGUCUCUGGAUCCUAAAGAUUCAUAUAUUGACACCCCAUACUUUAUCGGUAUUGAUCCUAUUUGGCAGAGCGCCGAAAACAAAAUUAUUUUCUUGAACUCUUACAAAAUGAAACUUUCAAUUAUCUUCGGCGUAGCUCACAUGAUCUUCGGCGUAUGCAUGAGUGUCGUUAACUACAAUUUCUUCAAGCGUCGUUACUCCAUCUUCCUCGAGUUUAUCCCACAAGUUAUAUUCUUGUGUCUCCUCUUCGCGUACAUGGUAUUCAUGAUGUUCUACAAAUGGGUCGCUUACAGCACUUUUUCAGAGGAUAUAGCCUAUUCUCAAGGAUGCGCGCCUUCUGUCCUUAUCCUUUUCAUCAACAUGAUGUUGUUCUCGAGAACUGAGCCCGAGGGCGGCUGCAAGGAGUUCAUGUUCGAAGGGCAAGGCACCAUUCAACGUGUCUUUGUGCUAGUCGGCCUCUGCUGCAUUCCUGUCAUGUUGUUUGGCAAACCCCUGUACAUACUGCUUAGUAAGAAGAAAACCCAUGCUAAGCCUGAACAAUCGAACGGUAACGUGAACCAGGGCAUUGAGAUGCAGGAACAAACCGAUAUCAGCGCUCAGCCGAAGCCUGAAGCUAAAUCGUCCGGUGGGCACGACCACGAAGACGAACCUUUCAGCGAAAUUAUGAUCCAUCAAGCCAUCCACACCAUCGAAUACGUGCUGAGUACCAUCUCUCACACAGCCUCAUACCUGCGUCUAUGGGCUCUGUCACUUGCUCACGCUGAAUUAUCAGAAGUGCUGUGGAGCAUGGUACUGAAGUUCGGUCUCCAGGACCACAACUACAUAGGCGCCAUCAAGCUGUAUGUAGCGUUCAUAUUCUGGUCGCUCUUCACCCUCGCCAUCUUGGUUAUGAUGGAAGGACUCUCAGCUUUCUUACACACACUGCGUUUGCACUGGGUGGAAUUCAUGAGCAAAUUCUAUUCUGGUCUGGGUUACAUUUUCCAACCUUUCUGCUUUAAGACGAUCCUCGAACAAGAGGACAACGAUGAUUAAAUUUAAAAUGAAACAUUGUCAAUUAAAUAUAUAGAUUAGAUUGCUACAGUAUUCGCAUAUAUUUUGUAUGCAAAUAGGUGCAAAGGUCACAAUAGAUGUUGAAUAAAGUAUUAUUCCG